Megachile rotundata (alfalfa leafcutting bee) is the source of this 1353-nucleotide messenger RNA. RefSeq names its product mitochondrial ribosomal protein S29 (gene mRpS29). The record is from RefSeq and is a predicted model, not a curated record. Gene Ontology annotation, cellular component: mitochondrial ribosome; mitochondrial small ribosomal subunit. Gene Ontology annotation, biological process: apoptotic process. Lineage: Eukaryota; Metazoa; Arthropoda; Insecta; Hymenoptera; Megachilidae. Gene Ontology annotation, molecular function: structural constituent of ribosome.
CAAUAAUUGUAUAAUUCUAAUAGGGACAUUUUCUGCAUUGUGUGGAAGCUAAUAGUAGCAGACGAGUUGCACAGCAAAAAAUAUGGCUGGCGGUGUUUUGUAGUGUGGUAACCUAAUGUGUAAUAUACAUAACAGUAAUUAUUCAAAAAAUAUAAAUUAAUAUGAUGUCAUUUACUAGUUCGUUAUUUACUAAACUAUGCACCGCAACUGUGCGACGAACAGUAACAACCGCUGCUGUAAAAGAAAUUCCAGAAGUAGAUAUUGCACCUUUUCGUGUAUUGGAAUCAUACCCUCCUAAUCAUAAUGAGAGGCAUUUAGGUCGAAUUUAUACAGUGCCGGCCGAAAUUACUGAUUUAAUGAAAGCUGAACUACCAAAAGAAACAAGAAAGAGAAUUGAUAUUUUCAGAGAAUUUGGAAUAGUAGUUAGAAAACCUGCACUUGAACUGAUAUCAUAUUUGGAAAGAACAGAUUACACAAAAGCUGUAAACAGAUAUGUCUUAUAUGGUAGAGAUGGUACAGGAAAAACAACAACAUUGAUACACUUAGUUCACUAUGGUCUUGUAAAACAAUUUGUUGUUAUGCAUCUACCAUGGAUUUCUACUUGGUAUAGAUUCCCACUGGAAGUUCAAGAGUCUCCUUUAAUACCAGGCCAAUUAGAUUUGCCUCAAGAAGCAGUAUCAUGGUUAAAGUACUUUAGUACUUUAAAUAAAUUGGCAUUAUCACAAUAUGAUCUGAAGGUUUCUAAGGAUUAUGUAUGGACUCAACGAGAAAGUACAAAAGCUGGGGAACCACUUCUUAAUCUUAUACAGUUUGGAACGGAACGUAUUAAAUUUGCUUGUGGAGUUGUCAGUGCAUUACUAGAAGAACUGAAAGCAGCAAGCAUAGCAGGAAAAUGUAAAACAUUAAUUGUUAUAGAUGGUUUUAAUGCAUUUUUUACUGGUCCUACAAUGAUACGAGAUGAAAAAUAUAAAUAUGUACCACCUCAAAAGAUAUCAUUGACAGCACCAUUCUAUAAUAGUGUAAAUUAUGAUUGGUGUAAUGGUGCUGUACUUAUAUCAUUAGAUAUAAGAGCAAGUAGGGAUAAAAGAGAAUCUUUUUAUCCUAAGUAUUUACUGGGUAAAGAGGGAUUCGAGUAUUUAGAUCCUUUUCUUCCCAUACAUACAGAAAAUUAUACUUCAGACGAGUAUAAAAAUAUUUUAGAAUACUAUGAAGACAGAAAGUGGAUUCGAAAAUUUGGUCCUCAAGGGCAAAGAGAAAUAGAACUGUUAACUAACAAAAAUCCAAUGGACAUCUGGGAACGUUGUAAAUCAUUAUAGGAUUGUAUAUAAAUAAACAUUGUUACUAAGAAAUUUA